Molecule: messenger RNA, 4300 nt
Organism: Myxocyprinus asiaticus (Chinese sucker)
Lineage: Eukaryota; Metazoa; Chordata; Actinopteri; Cypriniformes; Catostomidae
Product: thialysine N-epsilon-acetyltransferase-like
Exons: 6
Coding region: 1152-1859 (235 amino acids)
Molecular function (GO): N-acetyltransferase activity
Source: RefSeq, a predicted model, not a curated record
ACGCAUCGUUGCCGAUUUUCAAUUUCAUAGUUUUUUCACGUUGACAAACAAUUUGUGUGUUAUUAUUAUCGAGCAAGAUGGAUUUUACAAUACGGGCCGCCACGCUUGAGGACUGUAAGGACAUCUCGCGGAUGAUUCUGGUGAGUGGGUCGGUGCGUGCAUAACCUCACACGUGCGUCAAUUUCUGACUGUUUUAGAACCUUAUGAAAUAAUAAAACGCUGAUCUGUUGCGUCACUCACACCAUGCGCAAUCUUUCAUUAUCAUCCAAACAUUGGCUUAGUGCAACAUGCGUAAUGACAUCAGUGUUGAUGAAUGAAUUACAGUAAACCAUAUUCCAUUCUGAAACGUACUGUAAUCUGAUACUUCCCUGUUAUUGAACCUAGCGGAUGGUAUUUGAAAUACCCGACAACGUGCUGUAGCCUUCAGCUGUCAGCUGCGACUUUUGUCUUUGAAUUGUGAAUGUGCAAUGACGUCAUGGAAAUGAGCAUAAAGAAUGAAAAUCAGAUCGUAGAGCAAAAAUAACUGCAGUCAUGUCACUCACGUGUCAUGUCCUUAAAGGGAUAGUUCCAUGGUUUCAUGCAGUCCAAGAUGUGUGUGACUUUCUUCAGCAGAACACAAACGAAGAUUUUUAGAAGAAUAUCAUAGAUCUGUAAGUCCAAACAAUGCAAGUGAAUGGUGACCAGAACUUUGAAGCUCCAAAAAGCACAUAAAGUAGCAUAAAAAUAAUCCAUAAGACUCCAGUGGUUAAGUCGAUAUAUUCAUAAGUGAUAUGAUAGGUGUGGGUGAGAAACAGGUCAAUAUUUAAAGGUGAAGUAUGUCAUUUAUGCGCUAUUGUGGAAACAAACGGAAUUACAAAAAUACAGUGUGACAAGGAGGAGGGCGUGGCCAGGCCGUGAGGGUGCACGUGCUGAGUCAAUUAAUCAGCGGGAGAGAGAUAAAGGGGAGCCGGAGACGCCAGUUCGAGAGAGAGAGAGAGAGAGAGACACACGCGGCCGCGCGUGUGUGUGUGUGUGUGUGUUUAUGUUUGUUUUAUGUUGUUUUAAGUUCAGUUACGUCAUUAAAGUUAUGUUGACUGUCCUGCCGGUUCCCACCUCCUCCUUGCCCAUCCUGAACCUGUUACAUUGGUGCCGAAACCCAGGAAGGAGGAGGGAUGCCCUGUCCUGGAGUCCUCGCCACUGCCAUCUGCCAGGGGAGGAGCCGCGGCCAUCCGCUGGGGGACGGAGGAGUCGCUGCCAGCCGCCGGGAAUCGGAGGAACCGCUGCCAUCUGCCAGGAAGGGGAGGAGCCGUUCCGUCCACCAGGGGUCGGAGGACUCGCUGCCGUAUGGCCGGGGUGGAGCGGCUGUCGUCUGCCAGAGGGCGGAGGAGUGGCUGAGGACCAGGCAACAGCGUGUCCGGGGAUCAGCGGAACUGGCUGAGCAUGAGAAAGUUUCAGACCAGAUCAAGAUUACACAAAGAGAUCUGGAGCAGGAUGGCUUCUCCAAAAACCCUUUUUUCCAUGGGAUUAUUGCUGAAGUACCAGAGCACCUUAAAUCCAAAAAUGGUCAUACCAAGAUCGGUUACUCUCUGUAUUUCUACACGUACAGCUCAUGGAAAGGCCGGGCGGUGUACAUGGAGGAUCUGUAUGUGAUGCCAGAGUUCAGAGGGAAAGGCAUUGGGAAGGCUCUAAUGGCCAAAGUUGCCCAGCUUGGUCUGGCUGCUGGUUGCACUCAGUUGAAUUUCACUGUGUUGGACUGGAACAAGUCAUCACUUGACUUCUACCUGAAGCAGGGCUGCUGGGAUGUGACCUCUGACCUCGGCUAUCACUGCAUGCGUUGUGAGGGUGAUGCCCUUGAACAUUUGGCCCAGGGAGAUCUUUAAAUUUUCAUGCACAUUGAAUCCCCUGUCUACUCUUGAUGAGAGCUCAGAGACACAGGUUGUUUAAUAAGCACAGGGAAUGCAGCCAGUCACAAUUGGCAAAAACAUGAAGAACAACACUUGUCUCCCAUAUACAUUUUUCUUUUUGAGGUGAUAUAGACUAGUGGUAUUGCAGGGAAUAACAGCCAAUAGAAUGUUGCAAUGUGAUAACCAUUAAUUUUACUACAUUUGUUGUUGUCCAUCUCUGCUGUUUGUUCCUAUUGCCUCAAAAAUUGGACAAGCUUUACAGUCUUGAGUGAAAUUGAUUCAGUUGACCCAUUCUAAUUGUGGAGUGGCCUAGAAACAUUAGCCAAAGAUUAUGAAUUUGUUUUAAUUAGGAGCACAAACAUAUUGGGCAUAUUGUGAACAUAUUACAGUUUUUCUACCAGAUUUUCACAAGUGGGAAGUGUGGAAAUGAAAGUGGGUUACAUUUAGUGUUGUUACAAUUGUUUACCAUUGUUUGUUUUGCUAAUGAUAUUUAGAAUUUGUUCAUAGACAUUAUGUAGAGAGCUAUUUUAGUAUUUCAUGCCAUUUUAUUUGUACAUUUAAAUGUAUUCAAACUUCUAGUGAGACUUACCAGUAAACUUUACUUGAAAUUGCACACACAAGUAAUUUUCUCUUAAAAGCUCUUACACUACACUGAUCAACCACAACAUUAAAACCACUGACAGGUGAAGUAAAUAACAUCGAUUAUCUCGUUUCAAUGGCACCUGUCGAGGGGUGGGAUAUAUUAGGCAGCAAGUGAACAGUCAGUUCUUGAAUUUCAUGUGUUGGAAGCAGGAAAAAUGGGCAAGCGUAAGGAUCUGAACGACUUUGACAAGGGCCAAACUGAGCAUCUCCAAUACAGCAGGUCUUGUGGGGUGUUUACAGUAUGCUGUGGUUAGUCCCUACCAAAAGUUGUCCAAGGAAGGACAAUCGGUGACAGGGUCAUGGGCACCCAAGGCUCAUUGAUGCGCAUGGGGAGCGAAGGCUAGCCCGUCUGGUCCGAUCCCACAGAAGAGUUACUGUAGCACAAAUUGCUGAAAAACUUAAUGCUGGCCACGAUAGAAAGGUGUCAGAACACACAGUGCAUCACAGCUUGCUGUGUAUGGGGCUGCGUAGCCACAGACCGGUCAGAGUGCCCAAGCUGACCCCUGUCCACCACAGAAAGCGCCUACAAAUGGGCACAUGAGCGUCAGAACUGGACCAUGGAGCAAUGGAAGAAGAUGGCCUGGUCUGAUGAAUCACGUUUUCUUUUAGAUCAUGUGGACGGCCGGGUGUGUGUGCGUUGUUUACCUGGGGAAGAGACGGCAGCAGGAUGCACUAUGGGAAGAAGUCAGGUCGGCGGAGGCAGUGUGAUACUCUAGGCAAUGUUCUGCUGGGAAACCUUGGGUCCUGGCAUUCAUGUGGAUGUUACUUUGACACGUACCACCUACCUAAAGAUUGUUGCAGACCACGUAAACCCCUUCAUGGCAACGAUAUUCCCUGAUGGCAGUGACCUCUUUCAGAAGGAUAAUGCUCCCUGCCACACUGCAAAAAUUGUUCAGGAAUGGUUUGAGGAACAUGACAAAGAGUUCAAGGUGUUGACUUGGCUUCCAAAUUCCCCAAAUCUCAGUCUGAUUGAGCAUCUGUGGGAUGUGCUGGGCCAACAAAUCCGAUCCAUGGAGGCCCCACCUCGCAACUUACAGGACUUAAAGGAUCUGCUGCGAACGUCUUGGUGCCAGAUAUCACAGGACACCUUCAGAGGACUUGUGGAGUACAUGCCUCGACGGGUCAGAGCUGUUUUGGCGGCUGGAGGGGGACCUACACGGUAUUAGGCAGGUGCCUUUAAUGUUGUGGCUGAUUGGUGUAUAUAGUAAAAUGUGAUUGAUUGGUAUGCAAGAGAGUUCAUGGUUACCUAGAUGUUACAGAUGUGUCACUUUAUGCUUUACAUGUAGAAGUAUGAGCCUUAUACUUUUCUCAUCUGACAUUAUUUAGUAACUGGCACCAGGCAUUUGUCCAAACAAAGAAUAAGCUCGACAAAUUUACAAAAAUAUGCACAAUAAGGUAAAUCUUCAGUGUGUUGAUUUGUGGUAAUGAAACCAUUCUUCAAUUUAACUGUUUAUUUUGCCUUGUAUAAAAAGGUUUUCGAGGAUUAAUAAACUCCCAUAUAUUUUUUGUUUACUGCCAAAACUUGCUGUUACUGAAGGUUUGAGGAUGCACUGUAUACAACAUGAAUAUGCAACCAAUAAACCUCAUCCAAUAAUUUUAAUGUAUCGUAUUUGACCUGUUAAGAAGAACUGUUAUUUUGUAGCACUUUUGAAAAUGCUGUGUACUCUCUUCGUGAUGCUGAUCAGCAAAAGUUACCUUAUUACAAGCUGCAGUGUCCAGUGUGCUGUGGAGGACUGUUGUUUUCUCUGUUCUAAAGGCCAUGAAUAAAAGUACAU